Molecule: messenger RNA, 2698 nt
Organism: Labeo rohita (rohu)
Lineage: Eukaryota; Metazoa; Chordata; Actinopteri; Cypriniformes; Cyprinidae
Gene: pomt2
Product: protein-O-mannosyltransferase 2
Exons: 21
Coding region: 231-2495 (754 amino acids)
Biological process (GO): protein O-linked glycosylation via mannose
Cellular component (GO): membrane; endoplasmic reticulum
Molecular function (GO): dolichyl-phosphate-mannose-protein mannosyltransferase activity
Source: RefSeq, a predicted model, not a curated record
ACAGUUUAUGGACAAGCACAACAAACGUGAGCUGGAAAGCGUUAGGAUCCAUGCAGUAAUGAGCAAGACACGUUCUCACUCAGUGACAUGUCAGCACGGCCAGACUGCAAGGGUUUAAAUCCUGCACGGAUUAAUGUUUUAUCAACUAAACUGUGCCACUGAAGGAACUGUCUUUAUAGUGGAUUCGCUACUUUGAUAAUGACUCAUUGUCUUUAUUAAGAAAGCUGCUAAUGGACGGCAGACAGAAGGAGCAUUACACUCAAAGACAAGACACAUCAGCUCUCAGACAUCGAAAAACAUGUAAGACAAUCGAGGGGGCUGAGUGCCUCUCUCAGCCUUCUAUUGAGGCUUCUAACGGGGCGAAUAAAAGGAUCCCCAAACGAGGAGGACACCUCAGUUCUCCUUCCAGAGAUGAUCAUGUGUCAGUUUUUACUCUGGUCCUGGUGCUUGUGCUUUCUGUGUCUACACGCUUUUACAAAAUCAGUGAACCUGCACAUGUAUGCUGGGAUGAGACUCAUUUUGGAAAAAUGGGAAGCUAUUACAUUAAUCGCACCUUCUUCUUUGAUGUCCAUCCACCACUUGGAAAGAUGCUGAUCGGCCUUGCUGGAUACCUGACGGGCUACGAUGGGACCUUUCCGUUUAUAAAACCAGGGGACAAAUAUGAGCACCACAACUAUUGGGGGAUGAGAGCGUUUUGUGCAGCUCUUGGUUCCUGUCUUCCUCCUUUUGCCUUCCUUAUUGUUCUGGAGUUGUCACACUCUACACCAGCAGCUCUCAUCGCAGCCUCUCUGCUUGUCUUUGACACUGGCUGCAUCACCCUGUCUCAGUACAUACUCCUGGAUCCCAUUCUAAUGUUUUUCAUCAUGGGCUCUGUUCUGUGCAUGGUCAAAUUCAACACACAGAGACUCAGGCCUUUCAGCUUCUCCUGGUGGUUCUGGCUGCUUCUGACGGGGGUCUGCCUCUCUGGGUCUCUGGGGGUCAAGUUUGUAGGGCUGUUUGUCAUUCUCUUGGUGGGAAUUAACACGGCGUUUGAUCUGUGGAGCCUGCUUGGGGACGUCAGCUUGUCUCUGGUGGAUUUUGGGAAGCAUUUAUUAGCUCGAGUUUUCGGGUUGAUAAUGCUCCCAUUGUUCCUGUACACUACAAUAUUUGCCGUCCACUUCAUUGUCUUAAACAGAAGCGGUCCUGGGGAUGGUUUCUUCAGCUCUGCUUUCCAGUCUCGCUUGAUUGGAAACAAUCUGCACAAUGCCUCCAUGCCAGAGUAUCUGGCAUAUGGCUCUGUCAUAACUGUGAAGAAUCUGCGAAUAGCAGGAGGGUAUCUGCACUCUCACUGGCACCUUUACCCAGAAGGGGUUGGAGCUCACCAGCAGCAGGUUACAGCCUAUUUGCACAAAGAUUAUAACAACCUGUGGUUAGUCAAGAGACCAGACAACUCUGACGAUCUCACAGGGCCAGCAGAACUGGUACGACAUGGUGACAUAAUUCGACUGGAACACAAAGAAACUACAAGAAAUCUUCAUAGUCAUUUCCAUGAAGCCCCACUGACCAAAAAACACCUGCAGGUUACCGGUUACGGCAUUAAUGGAAGUGGAGACGUGAAUGACUUGUGGCAGGUGGAGGUUUGUGGAGGGAAGAAAGGAGAUCCGGUGAAGGUGCUGCGUAGUAAAGUGCGUUUUCUCCAUCGCUCUACAGGCUGCGUGCUCUGCUCCUCUGGAAAGACCCUUCCCAAAUGGGGAUGGGAGCAAGUGGAGGUCACAUGUAGCCCAUAUGUCAAAGAGACCCCCAACACACAGUGGAACAUUGAGGAUCACGUCAACCCUAAACUGCCCAACAUCAGUCUUGCAGUGCUCAAACCAACUUUCCUGGAGAUCCUCUGGGAGUCUCAUAUUGUGAUGAUCAGGGGAAACAGUGGUUUGAAGCCUAAAGACAAUGAGAUGAACUCUAAGCCCUGGCACUGGCCCAUCAACUAUCAGGGUUUGAGGUUUUCUGGUGUGAAUGAGACCGAGUACCGUGUUUAUCUUCUCGGAAACCCUGUCAUCUGGUGGCUGAAUCUCUUGAGUCUGGCUCUGUUUGUUUUAAUGCUGACUGUGGCGUCUUUAGCAACACAGAGAGGAGUGAAGAUGGAGGGAAUGAGAAAAGUGCACUGUCGCACUCUCAUGGAGGGUGGUGGGAUGCUGCUUUUGGGUUGGCUCUUACACUACCUCCCGUUCUACAUAAUGGGUCGCAUACUCUACUACCACCAUUAUUUUCCUGCCAUGUUGUUCAGCAGUAUGCUCACAGGUAUAACUCUGGACAUCUUCCUCCAGAAUUUACAGCUUCUCUUUAGUUCGUCCAUAUCCCAUCAUCUUGUGAGGGGAGGACAGUGUAUACUUCUGUUGGGGUUCAUCUACAGCUUUUAUCUCUUCCACCCUCUCUCCUAUGGCAUGAGGGGGCCGCUGGCACAUGACCCUGCCUCCUCCAUGGCUGGCCUCAAGUGGAUGGAAUCCUGGGAAUUUUAGACAAUUUUAGACAGUUUUGAAGUGUCCAGGAUUUCAUAAUGUGUUUUUAACCAUUUCAGAUGUUACAUGUUGACUAGCUCAUUUCAUUGCGGAAGGACAACCUUGAUUCUUCUGUUAGGCUGUGAUGAAACUUUUAAAAUAGUAUUUUAAAGUUAUAAUGUUUUACAGUUGUGUAUUUUACAAUAAAGUUUGAUGGUGUUUAA